AUAUAUUACUCGGGAAGCCAGGCGCGGUCUCUUUGGCUCCGAGCUGACCCUGACGAGGGCCGGGUGAUUUUCGCGGUGGUGCGGAGACCUCCACCCAGGACGGCUCCCCCUCCCCGGGCCUCUCUUCUCUUGCCUGCGAGUCCCCUUGCCUCGUAGGCCUCUCGGAUCUGAUCGUGGGGUGAGGUGAGAGCAGGCCCGGGGAGGGUGGUGACCGCUGAGGAGCCGCAGGCACUAUCAAGAUGAUUGAGGUACUGACAACAACUGACUCUCAGAAUCUGCUACACCAGCUGAAUGCCCUGUUGGAACAGGAGUCUAGAUGUCAGCCAAAGGUCUGCGGCUUGAGACUAAUUGAAUCUGCACACGAUAAUGGCCUCAGAAUGACUGCCAGACUCAGGGACUUUGAAGUGAAAGAUCUUCUUAGUCUAACUCAAUUCUUUGGCUUCGACACGGAGUCAUUUUCUCUAGCUGUGAAUUUACUGGACAGAUUCCUGUCUAAAAUGAAGGUACAACCCAAGCAUCUUGGGUGUGUUGGACUGAGCUGCUUUUAUCUGGCUGUGAAAUCAAUAGAAGAGGAAAGGAAUGUCCCACUGGCAACUGACUUGAUCCGAAUAAGUCAGUAUAGGUUCACAGUGUCAGACUUGAUGAGAAUGGAAAAGAUCGUGUUGGAGAAGGUGUGUUGGAAAGUCAAAGCAACAACUGCCUUUCAAUUUCUGCAACUCUAUUACUCACUCAUUCAAGAGAACUUACCAUUUGAAAGGAAAAAUAGCCUUAAUUUUGAAAGACUAGAAGCUCAACUUAAAGCAUGUCAUUGCAGGAUCAUGUUUUCUAAAGCAAAGCCUUCUGUGUUGGCAUUGUCUAUCAUUGCAUUGGAGAUCCAAGCACAGAAGUGUGUAGAAUUAACAGAAGGAGUAGAAUGUCUUCAGAAACAUUCCAAGAUAAAUGGCAGAGAUUUGGUCUUCUGGCAAGAGCUUGUAUCCAAGUGUUUAACUGAAUAUUCAUCAAACAAGUGUUCCAAACCAAAUGUUCAGAAGUUGAAAUGGAUUGUUUCUGGGCGAACUGCACGGCAACUGAAGCAUAGUUACUACAGAAUAAGCCACCUCCCAACAAUUCCUGAAAUGGUUCCCUAACUGGUAAAUUUGGUUCACUGUUACUCUCCAGAUACAGAAAAUUUUCUAAUGCUGUAAUUUUCUGUUAUAAUUAAAGAUUUAAACUAUUAUAUUCAAAAUAAAAUGGAGUUGGAAUAGCAAAGGGGAAAAUUACUUCACUGAUCUAGUCAGCUAAUAUUUGAAGUUUGUUACAUAAAAGGUACAACACUUUAAGAGUAAGGGAUUAUCCAAUCUCUGAUAUGUAUGUUAGCCAUUUCAUUAGAUUUUCAGUUUAGGAAACACAUCCUCCUUAAUAGCCUGAACUUUAACAGUAUUACUAGUGUUUUUUUACUGCAUAUCUUAUUGUAUGUAAUCCCAAACUCUGGCUCAUUUAAAGUUACAUGGGCCAAGGAGGACAAUAGGACCAAAAGUUUGAACCGUAUAUGAACUGAUUUGAGACUAUUGGCUUCUAAGUAAAAUCAAUACGUACUUAAAAAAAUAACAUAUGGCAGAUGAUCUCCAGAUUGGUGUCUGGAAACUACCAGAGUAUCUCAAUACUAUAAUACAUCACUGCUGUAGCAGUUGGACCACUAGAAAGUAAUUAUAUGCAUAAACAUGUAAACUUGGUUGCUGAAUAUAUGAUAUACAUUCUUACCAUCUAAAUUUAACUCAUAGUAAGAUUUAUUUUUUCCUACUCAAAACUAAAAGUUAACAUGAUUAUCGAUGUUAUGGUAUGGACUGUUCAAUUUUGUUGUCUUAGGCAGACUUCUAAUAAGUUGAGUUUUUUUUUUAUUUAAAUAAGCUUAUUACAACAACAAAAACCUCCUUUGAAGUCUUUCUCCACCAGAUCUAUGGAUUCCAUAGUGUUAUAAUGGAUUUAAGCUAUGAAGUCUCCAAACAUCACAACUAGAUUAGCAUAAUGUUCUCAGACUUGGGAAAGCUGCCUAAUUAAUAUUAUGCUGUAGUGGAAUCAUGUUUAGAUUCGAAUUCAUCUGUGACGCAUUCAGAUCAAAGCUAAAAUAGCAUAAAUGUGAAAUACUAAUGGCAUGCCUGGGAAGGUAAACUGUGAAUCUUCAUUUCUAACAUUGAUCUAACUUUCUGUACUAGAUCAAUGUACUGUAUUUAGUUGGUAUUGUAAAUGGUAACCUAUUUUAAAUGUUAAAUUUUGAGGUUUACAUCAAAACCAACAUUUCACAAAUGCACUUUUAAGACAUAAUAAGGGUUAAAAGUCUAGGCAGUGUAAAUGGUUUCUUGACACCCAUAAUGCAAGUAAU
Molecule: messenger RNA, 2359 nt
Organism: Otolemur garnettii (small-eared galago)
Lineage: Eukaryota; Metazoa; Chordata; Mammalia; Primates; Galagidae
Gene: CCNG1
Product: cyclin G1
Exons: 6
Coding region: 240-1127 (295 amino acids)
Biological process (GO): mitotic cell cycle phase transition; regulation of cyclin-dependent protein serine/threonine kinase activity
Cellular component (GO): cytoplasm; nucleus; cyclin-dependent protein kinase holoenzyme complex
Molecular function (GO): cyclin-dependent protein serine/threonine kinase regulator activity
Source: RefSeq, a predicted model, not a curated record